AUUUCCUGGGCUAAACAGGAAGCAGUUUUCUGAUGUCAGCUGCGCUUUUCUUUCUUCACAACAACAAAAGAUAAUUUAACUAAUUUAUUGAACCUUUUUAUAAACAAACGGGCAGGUUGAGCCCUGAUUUAACAGGAGUUCAGCGGGACGCCAUGCUGUCGGACGCAGAUUACUCCGGGAACGGCUCCGGUGCUCGCAGAGCCAGGAAACGGAGCUCCGGUGAGUCCCCGGGGGACGGACAGACCCUGCGCUCCUCCGGGAGGCAGAACACGACCCGGGUGAAGCGCAGCAACAACCCUCCACCUGGACAGAGUAAAAGGAAAGCCACGGAAACAGAGGAGGAAGAUGAGCAGGCUGAGAAGAAGUACAGGAAGUGUGAGAAGGCGGGAUGCUCGGCCAUCUACCCAGUUUGUUUUGCGAGUGCAUCAGACAGGUGUGCAAAAAAUGGAUACACUUCUCGCUGGUACCACCUGUCAUGUGGUGAACAUUUUUGCAACGAGUGCUUUGAUCACUCCUAUAGAAGUCACAAGGACGGCUACGAGACGUUUGCUUCCUGGAAGAAAGUGUGGACUAGUAACGGGAAAAGCGAGCCGAGCCUUAAGGCCUUCAUGGCCGACCAGCAGCUGCCGUUCUGGGUUCAGUGCACCAAACCGGACUGCAGGAAGUGGCGCCAGCUGACCAAGGAGAUCCAGCUCACCGCCUCCCUGGCAGCAGCAUACCGCUGCGGGAUGAAGGUCAAUAACAUCAAGAUUGAAGGACCUGACCAGUGUUCCCAACCAGAGGACUUGAGGGUUGCAGAGGUGAGUGAGAGCUGGUGGCACUCCAUGCUGAUUCUGCCUCCGCUGCUGAAGGAAAGUCCGGCCGGCGCGUUCCUCUCGGCGUAUUAUCCCGACUGCGUGGGGAUGAGUCCGUCCGGCUCUCCCUGCAACGUCUCUGCGGCCGAGCUGCGGGCGGAGCCGUGCAGAGCCGUGCAGCCGCAGAUUCCAGGCCUCUGUCCGUACUUCCAGCCCUUCUACCAGCCCAACGAGUGCGGCAAGGCUCUGUGUGUGCGGCCCGACAUGAUGGAGCUGGACGAGCUCUACGAGUUUCCAGAGUUUUCCCGGGAUCCCACCAUGUACCUGGCCCUGAGGAACCUCAUCCUGGCCUCCUGGCACAAGAACUGCAAGGAAGUGCUAACGGCUGAGAAGUGUGCUCAGCACAUCAUCGUUCGUGGUUUGGUGCGCGUGUGCUGCGUUCAGGAGCUGGACCGGGUUCUCCACUUCAUGACCAGGAAGGGCCUGAUCAACACCGGCGUUCUGGCCGUGAAGCAGCCUCUGCUGCCUGAACGAUACCGCUCUAAGAAGGUGAUCGUCAUCGGUGCCGGCGCCGCAGGACUGGCUGCAGCCCGGCAGCUGCAGAACUUUGGCACACAGGUGGUUCUGCUCGAGGCCCGGGACAGAAUCGGCGGUCGGGUUUGGGACGACGGCUCUCUGGGCGUCACCGUCGGCCGAGGCGCCCAGAUCGUCAACGGCUGCGUGAACAACCCCAUCGCUCUGAUGUGUGAACAGAUGGGCAUUAGGAUGCACAAGCUGGGCGAGCGCUGCGACCUCUUCCAGGAGGGCGGGCGAGCCACUGACCCGGCCAUCGACAAGCGCAUGGACUUCCACUUCAACGCCAUCCUGGACGUGGUUUCAGACUGGAGGAACGACAAGUCGCAGAGCCAGGACGCACCACUAGGAGAAAAGGUUCAGGAGAUAAAGAAGAACUUCCUGCAGGAGUCUGGGAUGCAGUUCAGUGAUUUGGAGGAGAAAGUUCUUCAGUUUCAUCUCAGCAACCUGGAGUUUGCCUGCGGAAGCACGUUAAACCAGGUAUCGGCCCGAUUCUGGGACCACAACGAGUUUUUUGCCCAGUUCUCAGGAGAUCACACUCUACUAACGAAGGGUUACUCAGUUUUACUCCACAAACUGGCUGAAGGCCUCGACAUCCGCACCAACUGUCCGGUUCAGGCCAUAGACUACUCAGCUGACGCUGUUAAAGUGACCUCCUCUAACGGAUCCCAGUGGACGGCCCAGAAGGUCCUCGUUACGGUCCCGCUGACUCUGCUUCAGAAGAACGCCAUCCGCUUCAACCCGCCGCUUCCUGAACGGAAGCUGAAGGCAAUCCACAGUCUGGGAGCGGGAAUCAUAGAAAAGAUUGCUCUUCAGUUUCCGAACCGGUUCUGGGACUCAAAGAUCCAAGGAGCGGAUUAUUUUGGUCACAUCCCGCCGUGUCCAGACAAGAGAGGCAUGUUCAGUGUCUUCUACGACCUCGAUCCACAGGGGAAACAGGCUGUGCUGAUGUCCAUCAUGUCUGGUGACGCGGUUUCUGCCGUCGGGGACCUGGAGGACUCGGAGGUGGUCGACGAGUGCCUGAAGGUCCUGCGAGAACUUUUCACAGAGCAGGAAGUUCCUGAUCCUCUGAAUUAUUUUGUGACGCGUUGGAGCAAAGACGUGUGGUCCCAGAUGUCAUACAGCUUCGUGAAGACAGGGGGCAGCGGAGAGGCCUACGACAUCCUGGCAGAAGACGUGCAGGGAAAAGUUUUCUUUGCAGGCGAGGCCACAAACCGACACUUCCCUCAGACGGUGACCGGAGCCUACCUCAGCGGCGUCAGAGAGGCCAGCAAGAUGGCCGCCGUGUGACCGGACCGCCCCGCCGCUCUCUGAAGCACCAGCACCAACUCGAACCCCGUACUCACUGUGACAGCCGUCUCUGCCGCUGGUUCCGGUUCCGGUCCGGAUCUGCAGCUCAUUUCCACCAGCAAAAUGCUGUUUAUUUAUGUCAUUUGAUGCAAACUGCAGCUCUGUAGAUUCAUCAGAAACACAAUGAACAAUGAGACUGAAAUGUGGAUGAACUCUCAGGCGUCCCAUCAUCACUGAACAGAUUAUUCAAAGUUUUCCCAAUUGUAGAAAUUUAUGAUCUGUAGUUUUUCUGGUCGAUGUUUUAUGAUGAAUUGUUGAUUUAGUCAGAAUGAUUCUUCCGCAGCACUUUUGAUUUAAAACUGUAAGUUUCUUACCAAGUGGACCUCAGCAUUCAGAAUACAGCAGACUCUUCUGUUUCUUUCUCAGGGAUCUUAUCAGGAAGUGCUGACCCUAAAACAUCGGACGGUUUUCAAUAUGUGGGCAUAAAAAUGACGGAAAUCCUUCCUGAAAAGUGACGUUUCUGAGAUUUGGAGAAGUUCCUCACUUUCUCUCGAUUAACUGUGACUAAUGAGGAUUCAUGUGACUUCAUGUCCUGUUUGUCUUGUUUGUGUAAUAAACCGAGCUACAAACUGCCACAAAGA
Molecule: messenger RNA, 3298 nt
Organism: Xiphophorus couchianus (Monterrey platyfish)
Lineage: Eukaryota; Metazoa; Chordata; Actinopteri; Cyprinodontiformes; Poeciliidae
Gene: kdm1b
Product: lysine demethylase 1B
Exons: 21
Coding region: 153-2657 (834 amino acids)
Molecular function (GO): zinc ion binding; protein binding; oxidoreductase activity
Source: RefSeq, a predicted model, not a curated record